CGGUCAUAACUUUCUAUCCACAACAAGGACACAACAUCACUAAGACCGAAAGAUAGCUGGACAGUCGCUAGAAAACAACUACGUGUAGUAAAAAUACUACACCUAUACACUCCACCAUCACUGUAAGUAGUGAGGGUCAUUGGGGCACCAGCUGGUAAGAAAAGACCACGCCCAUGUGACUGUUUAAGAUACUUGAGGACUCGAACGACAUGGUGUGCAUGAGCCUGAUUAGGAGCAUGCACGGCUUGACUGAGAAUGUUUACAGCAUCUUAGAUAUCCGGACAUGUGACGGUCAGAUAAAGAAGUCGAACCACUGGUCAACUGUACCUGGAGGGUUUUGGUGCCGGAUCCGAGGGUAGACACCCAAGCUGAUGACCUUGGUCGUUUGGAGUAGCACACGACCGAGUAGACUCCAAACCACAGUCAGCCAAUAUAUUAAAGACAUUCUUGCGUUGGUUCUGCACAAUACCCUGUUGAGAACGAGUCGCCUCAAUGCCAAGUAAGUAUUUUAAGGACCCUAAAUCCUUGCUAGUGAACUGAGCAUGUAAAUAAUCCUCGACAUCUUGGAUGAACUGAGCAUCAUUCUCAACAAGGAUCACGUCAUCAACGUAAAUCAAAGCAGCAACAAAACUAGUGCCCUUGUGAUGGAUGAACAGUGAUUGGUCCGCACGGCUUUGUUUGAACUAAAAAUUAAGCAAUGCACUAGUAAACUUAUGGUACCAAUUCAUCGAAGCUUGACAUAGUCAAUAGAUAGACUUAUGAAGACGUCAAAAACGAGAAUCUCUGGAUGCCAAAAAACCUUGUGGAACCUGAAUGUAGACUUUUUCGUGAAGAUCGCCAUGCAAAAACGUAUUAUUAACGUCAAGUUGAUGAAGAAACCAAUUUUGACUGACAACAAAGGAAAUCAAAUAGCAAACCGUCACUAAUUUAGUGACAGGUACAUAUGUAUCAUGAUAAUCUAUGCCCUCAAUCUGUGUGAAACCCUUGACUAAGAGACGAGCCUUAUAAAGCUCCACCGACCCAUUAGGCUUGAACUUGACCUUGAAACCCCACUUCGACGCAACAAUACGAUUGCCUGGAGGCAACAUAGCUAGUGACCAAGUAAGCCUUGUGUUCCAAUAAGAGAUGAUCAUAUGUGACCUAAUUGUUCAUCGGGUACAGAACCAUGUUGUCAGUGGGGUGACAAUUAGGAAGCUCGCAAUCAUAAUUCGCUAGACGUAUCAGUCGAUGACUUUGACGUUGACUACGUCGAAUGGCCUCCGCUACAGCCGCUGCUGGAGGUGAAGUGGGAGGACUAUCUAAGUGCAACGUGCGUAAUUUCAUUUUAAGCCAAUUGACAUAAGUACGUAAUUAGUUAUUAAGUACUUGAAACUUAACUUGAAUUAAUUAGAUAGAAAGUUAUAACUAGUUUAUUAUAGUAACAAAACUCGGUUGGUUUUCAUCAGGGUUAGCACUAAUUCUUGAAAUUCUGCCUUACCGGUAUAAAACAAUAAAUUGUAGAUCAAUAGAAAUUCAAUGUCAAUUGCACAACAUUUUCCUUUUGGUUCCUGCAAUAGAGGACGUAUGAAGGAAGCCAGUAAGUUGCACCUUUGGACGGCGGAACUGAUGUGAAUAGCCUCUAUAAAAGGGAGGCGUAAAACGAACAUAUAUAGUUCAUAUCAUCGCAUUCUACAAAGCGAAAGCCAAAGAAAAGCGAGAAAAUAGUACGAAGAAAAGAGAGAAGCAACAAACACGUAACGAUAUGGGUAGCCAGCAGAAAGUGAUAGUGUCGAUGGCAAAUGCUGUGUUGGUAGUUGUAGCGUGUUUGAGCGUCGGAAUUGGGAGCGCUAGAGCUCAUUCUUGCUGCGGCGGUGAGGUUAGUGAUGUUUUGGGGUGGCAGAGUUACGUCAACAACAUUCUGACGAUUCUGGCUCGAGAGACGCCCACCCAGGCUCCGGGUUCUCCAUACACCACUAGGUAUGCGGGUCGGAUUAAAGGCGAUGCUUUUUGUCCUUCCUCAGACGGAGGGCAGGCAUGCAUAGACUGUAUGAACCGUCUUCUGAUCAAGCUCCAAGCUGCUUGUCCCAAUUCCGCAAGUGGAAAGGCCGAUGACGGAUCUACAUCGUCCUGCACCAUGUCUUUCGAUAAAAUCUAAUCCCCGCCCGUAUCCUAAAGUUACGUUGCCGAGUCAUCCAAGCUGCGUGGCCUCUAUGAAUUUUACUUUGCCUUUCUUAUGAUUCCUGCGUGUCCUUUAUGUGUCAGUUAAACUAAACUGUCGUAUCGAUCGUCAGCGUUACGAACUGGUUGAUCGGUGCCCAGAAUAAAGCAUAUGAAUCAUAUGAGAAACUACUAUUAUUAAUACAUAUGAUGAUAUAUUUCCUUCUAUGUAAUCAGAUUAUGGGUUCCGUAUAAAAACAUGUGACUUUUGCCUUCAUCUAUUCCCCACGAGAAAGAAAAAUCAGCUUGUGGUUUGAUUUGUCAAUACAAGGAGAUCGAGGGUGAUCAUCGAUCGUGCAAAAGGGAACCAGGAUGGCACUACUUAAUUAGCGGAAGAUCAAUUCACAAAUAAUGUUGAUUUUCUCGGGAGAUCUCACAUAAACUCCUACACCAGUUUUUUCGGGCCUAAUCAACUUGAAAUUCCUUA
Linum trigynum is the source of this 2623-nucleotide messenger RNA. The record is from the annotation of a GenBank genome assembly. NCBI's taxonomy places the organism in Eukaryota, Viridiplantae, Streptophyta, Magnoliopsida, Malpighiales, Linaceae.